Messenger RNA from Symbiodinium necroappetens, 244 nucleotides. Lineage: Eukaryota; Dinophyceae; Suessiales; Symbiodiniaceae. The record is from the annotation of a GenBank genome assembly.
GUACUUGAACUUACGGGUCGCCGGGCUCUGGCCGGGAAGUGGCAGCCUCGAGGAGUGUCGGCAGCUUGCGGUGGGCGCCGGGGUCGACGCAGGCUGCUCCGGCAGCUUCUUCCAGUAUGCCACCAACGAGGACUGUGGCUGCGCCAGGGACGACUGUAACGAGAAGACGGAACAGAGCAACUGGGCCAUCUACAAAUCCACGGCGCCUCAUCUUUGGAAGAUGGGGGUCCACUGCACGAACUAU